UAUAAUCCGACAUGUUUUCCCGCAGGAUGCUCCUCUGCGCUCUGACUCUCACUCUGCUGGCUGUGACUGUGGAGUCCUUUGAUUAUGUGGACGAGAACAAUGACACAUAUAGUGGCAAUACUGACAGUUACGACUAUUUCUAUGACUAUCCAGUUUCACGUGCUGAGAGGUUGGUACGACCUCUGAGAUCCCUCGAAUCUGCAUAUGGACCAAUUGGCCACUCUGGAGUCAAGAUGCUCCUCUGUGCUGUGACUCUCACUCUGCUGGCUGUGACUGUGGAGUCCUUUGAUUAUGGUGAAAAUGAGAAUUAUGAUGAAGGUACUGACAAUUCCGACGAGGAUGUUUCCUUCGACUCUCCAGUUGUGCGUGCUGAGAAGGUGGUACGACCUCUGAAAGCCCUCGAAUCUGCAUACGGACCAAUCAGCCACUCUGGAGUCAAAGUGACGCUCGAGGACGGAUCUCAGUGGCUCAUCCAUAAAAGAGUCGACUUUGCCGCCGGCUCUCAGAUGGUGGUGACCAGCGCUAAAAACAUGAGCCCAAAGUGGAAGUCGGUGGAAACCAAAGAAGUUAAAGGGAGGAAGACGGUGGCGGACUUCGUGAAGGCCGGAGGAGACGCCUACGACAUCCUCCUGGCCAACUGUCACCACUCAGUAGACGCCAUGAUGAACCUGUGAGCACGAGCACGUCUGUUUUCUCAAAGCUCGUUUCCUCUCACGGAAAUGACCUUUAUUCGUUUAUGUCGUGUUGUCUGAGCUCCAAAACACAUUUUACCACAAGAUUUACUUAAACCUCGCAACAGAAAUGAAACGUCAUGUCUGAAUAUUAUUUUUAACACAACAAUUUUAUCUUCACCAACAUAAAACUAUUUUCUUUUUAUUGACGGUCUGACUGCUCGUGUUUCAAACUGAUCUGAGCUUCGUCAUUUUCUUUCUCCUCGAUGCCGGCCUCAUUUCACCGUGGCAGACAAACUUAAGAUGUCAGAAUAAAAUCACUGAUUUUUAAAUAAGUUGGUGUGCGCUUCUGUAAUCUCCAUCGUUGGGUGUAAGAUGUGAAACAGAUAUUAUUUGAAAUGUUGUUGGGGUCUAUGAAAUGUGUUUUCCAAAAUGCUGUUGUGUUUCGUGAAGUGUUCCAUUUCUGCUUUGUGAAUAUUGUGUUUUGUGUCUUUUUUUAAAGUUUUUUUGUGUUUUGUGAAAUGUUUUUGUGUUUUGUGAAAUGUUGCGUCUGCACCAGCAGCUGCAGUCUGUUUGCUAACCAGGACGCCUGAAUUCACUACGAUGAAAACUUU
Molecule: messenger RNA, 1285 nt
Organism: Plectropomus leopardus (leopard coralgrouper)
Lineage: Eukaryota; Metazoa; Chordata; Actinopteri; Perciformes; Serranidae
Source: RefSeq, a predicted model, not a curated record